AUGUCAAAGAGACAACAAGUAGCUCCUGCAUUCGAAAUAAGAUUCACCGAUGAUGAUAUCACAACAGAAGUUAUUGAAAUACCAACGGAUCGUCACGUUCCAGAUCCGUUCAAAAAACGUGAUAAAAUUCCAAGAAAUUCACCCAACUCUUCUCACAUUACCAGUAACGGUUUAAUCAGUAAUAGUAGGCAACAACGACCUGGUGCACAGAAUGAUGACACGUCGUCAAUUCAUAAGGAUUUAAAUAAUAAUGAGCCACCAAUAAAAAAAUCAGAUCCACAAACAAAACGAAACUCAAUGAGUAGGAAGAAUAGCAGAGAAUCGAAUCCACAAAAAGGUAGCAAAAAGAAAUCAAAUGCUAGAAUUAGAAACAACGACGACGAUCAAAUUAAAGACUAUUUAAAUAGCACUAGUAUACAAUCAAAGGAUGGUAUUGCUACCCCACCAGUGACUCCUCCAAGAACUCCUCCAAUAAUACCAACAAAAGACGACACUGCCCACCCAAAUAUCACAGACGCCAUCAACAUCGUUAAUAAUUCUAAUCCCAUAAAUAGCACAUCAAAUAUAACAGCUCUUUCAUUGUUAGACUUUGCUAAAAAAUCAAAUAAUUUCAACCAAUCAUCAACGUCUCUUGACGACAUCAAAACAAAAAAAGAUAAUGAACAAAAACCUGUUGCUCGUCGACAAGUACGAAGAGCUACAAUAUCACACGAUGACGUGAUAGUGCCAACUGUUGCAAAGAAAUUAAAGAUGAAUGGUCAAUUACCUUUUGCUAAUCAUGACGCGUUGCUCGGUGUCACCGAUGAACCUGACUCUUUUCUUACAUCAUCAAACACUGUUAAUGAUAUAUCUUCACCUUCAUUGUCACCACCAAUAACGAAUAAAAGCAAUAUCAUAAUGGCAGGUUAUAUGGAUAUUACUGAUCAA
Entrophospora sp. SA101 is the source of this 927-nucleotide messenger RNA. The record is from the annotation of a GenBank genome assembly. NCBI's taxonomy places the organism in Eukaryota, Fungi, Glomeromycota, Glomeromycetes, Entrophosporales, Entrophosporaceae.